AUGAUCAUGUGGGUUCGGAAUGUCAAACGGAAAGUUCAUCCGUUUCGGUUUUUUAUGAUUGGUUUUGCAUUUCUUGCCGCUUUCCUUUUUACCACCAACAUUCGAACUGUUAAUCAAUUCAUUCCAAUCGACAGCAUGAACAGAGCAUCCAGAUUUUUAUCCGAGAGAAAAGAAGAAUCUGCAAUAGAUAAACUAUUGAACAUGAAUGUUUUCGGAGACGAUGAUGACGAACCGAAGUCUGAAAUGGAAUUGAAUCCCCUUCUCACAUAUCACCCAUUCAAUAACACUUGCAAAUUUCCAGUUCCCAAUAUUUAUGCGGAGGAUAUUAUGCCAUUCCACUUGUCUGAAAGAAUGCGAACAUUGAAAUGUGAAGUCAAAGUGAAAGAUUAUGCGUCGAUGGAUACUGAAGGAUACAUUUAUGCUCAUCCACAUUUUGUUGACUGGCCAAGAAUCGAGAGAGAUAUUGAAUGCAAAGUGGAUAUAAUUGAAGGAGGAUUGAGACAAGAAAAACGGAAUAUGACCAAGAAUGAUAUAAUUGUGAAGAAAACUAUUGAUAUUCCUUCAAACGAGAGAUUGUUCGUGAAUGCCGAUGCAUUCAUUGUUCAUUGCUAUAAUACUUCAAAGAAAGCUGUGAACCCAGAAGUUCCAAUUUGGAAGAAGCCAUUCCCUGGAAUGAAGGAUAAGAAUCUUCCGGAAGAUGAGGUUCUCCGAGUCAAAGAUCUGUACUCAUACAGUGAUUACGGUAACAAGUUGAGAGACCAAGUAGCAAAAACAGUCGACAGAUACUCUGUUGAUAUUCUUGGAUUCGACUCAACCGCUCGUACCAUGUUCUUGCGACACAUGCCUCGAACCGUUGAAGUGAUGGCAAAACUAGACUAUCAUUACCUUUAUGGUUAUACAAAAGUGGCUGAUAACUCCAUGGUAAACCUUGCUCCGAUUCUGGUCGGUGAUAUGGAAGAAGCGCUGAAAAAACCGAAAUUCGACGCAUCUGGAGACAUCAAUAUCAAUUGGAUUCUUCCGACGGAAGAUAGAAUGGAUCCAACGAAAUUGAAUUUUCUAUGGAAGAUCAUGAAAGAAAAAUAUGGAUGUCAAAGUUUGUUCAACGAGGACAUUUCGGGAAAAUCUUUGGGACUGUUCAACUAUCCACCAACUGAAUUCCAGCCAGGAUUCACUGAGAAUCCAGCCGACCACUAUUACCGGGUCUAUUAUCUCGCAGUGUACGAGAAGUGGAGGUAUGAGGCUUGCAGAGAUGGAGAACAAUUACAAAAUGAGUUUAUCAACAUUUGGAGGCGAUUUGCUCAUCGAUACAGGGAUAUUUGUCAUUUUGGAUUCACUUUUGUUACAACAUUAACCCAUGAAGCUGGACUUGUUAUGGAAGUCCUAGAUGAGAAAUUAGCAGCCAGAUUAAGUGAAAUGCAUCUGGAAGGCGAUCUGGAUAAUACGUUCUCCAUAAUAAUGGGAGAUCAUGGGAACAGAAUUGGAGCGGUUCAGAGAAGGUAUCAUGGAAGAAUUGAAGAGAGGAUGCCUUUGAUGGCAGUUAGAUUUCCCAAUGGUUUCAAGGAAAAGUAUCCAGAAGAAUAUAAUAAUUUUUUAGACAACAAAUUCAAGUUGACAAGUAAUUUUGAUGUACAUAAAAUGCUGCAUGAUAUUGUCCACAUGAGGCUAGGUGAGAACAAAGGAAAAGCAGAUGAGGGAAGAGGGAUUAGUCUUUUUGAUGUAAUCCCCAAUACAAGAAUGUGCCCUGAUGUCACCGUUGCUGAGAACUUCUGUAUGUGUAUGAUCGACGUGGCAAAUGUGACGAAUCCUCUACCAAAUACAACAAAAAAGAAGACGGUCGAGCAGAAAAAGGAUCAAUUUGAUACACUGAAAAGCUGGCUGAAAACGGAGAAGCUGGAUGAUUGCAUAGAUGUUAAUAGUUUGGAAACCGGCAAUGAUUUCAAAGAGAUGGCGAUCAAUCCGUACAGUCGAUUUGGUCUCCGCACGAAAAAGAACGCAACGGCUAUAGAAAUGAUGCAGGAAAAGCAUAAGAAGAACUCAGAACUGAAUUAUCUCAACUUCGAGUUCACAGUCAGUGGUUCCUACAAGAACUCGGAUCCAUUGAGCAUGCUCGUGCGAACGGAAUUGUUUGUCGAGAAGAACACAAGUCAGCUAAUCUUUGAACCAAUGAUUCAGGAAACGCCCGCAUUUUGUCGUUUUGUAUCCAUUUUUGAUGUAUGCCAGUGUCUUCGUCUGCGACUUUCAUCCUAG
This is a messenger RNA of Caenorhabditis briggsae, 2247 nucleotides long. The transcript is spliced from 13 exons. The coding region runs from base 1 to 2247 and encodes 748 amino acids. NCBI's taxonomy places the organism in Eukaryota, Metazoa, Nematoda, Chromadorea, Rhabditida, Rhabditidae. The record is from RefSeq and is a predicted model, not a curated record.